This is a messenger RNA of Pseudozyma hubeiensis SY62, 1392 nucleotides long. RefSeq names its product exo-beta-1,3-glucanase. Gene Ontology annotation, cellular component: cell surface; extracellular region. Gene Ontology annotation, molecular function: beta-glucosidase activity. NCBI's taxonomy places the organism in Eukaryota, Fungi, Basidiomycota, Ustilaginomycetes, Ustilaginales, Ustilaginaceae. The transcript has 2 exons. The record is from RefSeq and is a predicted model, not a curated record. Bases 1 to 1392 code for a protein of 463 amino acids. Gene Ontology annotation, biological process: glucan catabolic process.
AUGAUGCUUAAAUUCACCCUGCUACCGGCUCUGGCCUCGGCGCUGGCCCUCUUCUCGCAGCACGUCCUCGCGGCACCCGCUCCUAUUGGCGGCUUUAUACCUGCUGGCAACGACACUCGCCCCGUCAUCCGUGCCGAUUCUUCAGGCAAGCUACAAGACUCGCUCCUUAAUGAACGCGGCGAAUUGCUCAGCGAUGCUCGCAUCGUCCUCGAAUCUCGUCAAUCUCCCGGAUUUGCUUAUGGAAGCCAAAAGGUACGAGGAGUCAACAUUGGAGGAUGGCUCGUCGCCGAGCCCUGGAUCACACCGAGCCUCUUCGAAAGCACUGGUGACUCGCGCGUCAUUGACGAGUACACAUUCGGCCAGUACGCCAACAACGCCUACGGUAGAAUGCAAUCGCAUUGGGCCAGCUUCUACACCCAAUCCGACUUCAACCAGAUCGCAGCUGCCGGUCUCAACCACGUACGCAUCCCCAUCGGCUACUGGGCCUUUGACACGUCGGCAGGCGAACCAUACGUCCAUUCGAACCAGGCCGAUUACCUCGAGAGCGCCAUUCAGUGGUGCAGGAAUGCGGGUCUCAAGGUCAUCAUCGACCUCCACGGCGCUCCCGGAUCGCAAAACGGCUUUGACAACUCCGGUCGCAAAGGUUCAGCCAACUGGCCCAACGCCCAGAGCAACAUCGACCGUAGCGUCAAUGUCAUUUCCAGCAUCGCCGCGCGCUACGCCAAGUAUGACGGUACCGUCACCUCGAUCGAGCUUCUCAACGAACCUGCCGGCUUCCUUGGCGGUAACAUGCUGCCAGCGGCCAAGCAGUACUACAACUCGGGCUACUACGCUGCACGAUCCAAGUUUGGCAAUGCUGCCAUCAUGAUCCACGACGCUUUCCAGGACCUCUCGUACUGGAACGGCUUCAUGCAACCUCAACAAUAUCAGGAGGUUCUGCUCGAUACGCACAUCUACCAGGUCUUUUCGCCAUCCGAGGUGGCAUUGUCCGAGAACGAUCGACUGAGCAACUUUUGCAACAUGAUCAACGACCUUCAAACGUCCAACCGCAACCUCUACACGGUUGUCGGUGAAUGGUCCAACGCUCCUACCGAUUGUGCCAAGUAUCUCAACGGUAGGGGUGUGGGUGCUAGGUACGACGGCAGCUAUCCGGGAAGCUACUACGUCGGCAGCUGUUCCGACAAGACGGGCGACGGCUCCGCCUUUUCCAGCUCGUACAAGGACUACCUGAGGCGUAUGUUCGAGACGCAGGUGUCGGUGUACGAGCGUGCGUCGGGAUGGGUGUUCUGGACGUGGAAGACCGAGUCGGCUGCGGAUUGGGAUUACCAGCGCGGUCUGAAGGGUGGAUGGAUCACGUACAAUCUCAACUCGAGGCCAAACGCUCGUUGCUGA